Symbiodinium necroappetens is the source of this 1119-nucleotide messenger RNA. The record is from the annotation of a GenBank genome assembly. Lineage: Eukaryota; Dinophyceae; Suessiales; Symbiodiniaceae.
AUGGUAGGAGUGACUUCGACAACGAUGCUGCAAAUUCGCAUGGCAUCCGGGGAGGAGAUUCAGAUUACGAAGGAGGCUUUUGAAUUAGUGGUGCAAACGAACGACCUUCCUGUCAGGGCUUUAAAGCAGAGGCUGCAGACUCUGCUCGGCAUACCGAGAUUUCGGCAGAGACUUCUGAUAGAAGGGCGCGAGUUGUGCGAUUCUGAUGAACUGGUUUUUCCUAUGGAGGUCGAAAUUGUCCUGCUGCACUUCUGUCCUGUCGAUGACAGGCAGUGCCGUGAGCUUUUUGCCGCGGUUGCCCUUGAUUCAGCUGAGCGACUCGAGACAGUUCUUGCUGGCCCACUUGACCCAAACUUCACGAGUCAGACGGUACACCAAAACCGGACGGCCUUACAUUACGCAGCGGUUUGUGGCAGUGCUCGCUGCACUCGCUUGCUACUCGAAGCAGGAGCAGACAAAGACAGGGUUUCGGAAGAUGGUUACACCGCACUUGGCCUUGCAACGGCACAGGGGCACUUGGAAAUACUGGAGAUUCUGAUGCAUGCUGGGGCCGACUUGCAGAAGGCACCGCGAGGACGCUUCACUCCUUUGUCUGUGGCCUGCUGCCACGGAGAUGUAGCAGUGGUUCGCUUUUUGCUUGACGCAAGUGCUGAGACGAACCCAGACGUUUGCAGAGCAACACCUUUAGGAAUAGCAUGCGCCGAGAACCACUUGGAAGUCGCUCGCUUGUUGCUCGAGGCGCGCGCCGACAAGAAUACGACGAUGAGUGGCAGCGUGACAGCUAUGCAUCUUGCUUGCCAGCGCGGCCAUGCGAAACUCGUGCAGCUAUUGCUGGAGGCGGAUCUUGAUACGAACGCAGACUGGGAUGCUAGCUUUACAGCCCUCUUGCUUGUCUCUGCGGAGCACCACGAUGUCUUGCGCUUACUUUUGCGUGCCCAAUCCGGUGAGAUUGCGUUUGGCCAGCGCAGCAUUGCAGCCUUCAUGGCUGUGGAGCAGUGCCAGCUUGGAGCUGCUGGCAUAAUCCUUGCGGAUGCUGUUAAGCGCAGGGCGAACGACGUCUGCCAAAAUGGAUUGCUGGCCGAGUGUCUGUCCGGUCUACGGAAGUGGUGCGCUUGCUAA